Messenger RNA from Fonsecaea pedrosoi CBS 271.37, 444 nucleotides. RefSeq lists its product as uncharacterized. The record is from RefSeq and is a predicted model, not a curated record. The transcript has 2 exons. The coding region runs from base 1 to 444 and encodes 147 amino acids. NCBI's taxonomy places the organism in Eukaryota, Fungi, Ascomycota, Eurotiomycetes, Chaetothyriales, Herpotrichiellaceae.
AUGUCGAAUCCCUGGAAUGAUGCUACCGAAAAGCUUUUGCUCUUCAGCAUGAUCGAAGAGCCAGAUAACUGCUCUCGCGCAAAGUUCGAACAGGCUGCCGUGGCAAUUGGUGGUGGAGUGAGUGCAAAUGCGUGUCGCCAAAAAUUCUACAAGUUGAAGAAAGAGGGCGAAAAACUGCUUCAGCAGGACGAUGCGGCUGUGAGCAGUGAUCCCGCGACCCCAGUCAAAGAGAAGACCACAAAGACACCUACUGGCAAGCCUGCAUCUGGACGGAAGCGAAAAGGCACCGACGGCGACGGAGAAAAGGUCAACACCGCCGUCAAGAGAAAGCGAAAUGUCAAGAAAGAAGCCCCAGCCGACGCAUGGCCUGAAGUCAAGACAAAGAUUGAAGAAGAUGAGAGUGCUGCCGUCAAGGGUGAGGUCGAACACAGCGAAGAUGAAUGA